Molecule: messenger RNA, 4328 nt
Organism: Phialemonium atrogriseum
Lineage: Eukaryota; Fungi; Ascomycota; Sordariomycetes; Cephalothecales; Cephalothecaceae
Exons: 4
Coding region: 497-4225 (1242 amino acids)
Source: RefSeq, a predicted model, not a curated record
CAUGUGUUUCCAGACAUGGUCAGCCACUCGUUGCUCGCCAUCCGACAGGGUCCAGAACGCCCAAUCGGGAUCGUGACAUUGGAUGUUUCCUUUAGUGCCUCUCAAAGCCACCACCAUCCUCCAUGCUGGCAAAAGCCACUAUGCCAUGGGAGCAACGGUAUUGGUUAUCGUCCGCCAUUCUACCUACGCAUACACGACGCGAGUUCGGAAGAUGCCGCUGCCAACCCUGCUUGUUUGGUCCAGCAAUGGGUGCCUGCGUAUAUACCCGUGACCGACCGCCUCCCUCUAGCUUUUUGCUCACCACCAUGCCUCUUUUUAUGGCCCUGUUCAGUCUCUCGCAGUCCAGGACCGUUUAUUGCGUGGAAUAUGGCUGGAAGUUGAGGGCGGGCAUGGUUGCACCUGAGAUACAGGGUAAGGGUAAACACCAGGAAACUCUGAUCCAAGGCGGUGUCCAGAAGAGUUCCUCGACGACACACGAAGGCGACGUUAUCCAAGCAUGUUCCAACCGACGGACCCUCGGGUCGAGCCCACUGCGUACGAAUACAACCGUCAAGCGAUCGAGGAUAUCGACGAUCGUCAGUCAGCAGUCCAGGGUUUCCAGAAGAGGGCACAUCUGCGGGGAAAGAAACCAAACUACCGCCCAACCCCCCUAAGAUGGCCCUUCAUUUUGACACUGAUCUUCCUCAUUUGCGUCGCAAUUGGCCUGGUUGUCUGGGCCGAGAAGGCGAUGCCGAACUCGGAUAGCACUGCUAUCGUUGACCACCCCGGUACGCCUCCUCGAAUGAAACCGAGGCUUUGGCAUGGAGUGAGAAGGGACAACACCUCGGCGCCGAGCACGACUCUUAAUCAGGAAACGGCCCUUUCAGCGGCCGACCCCGUCUCCAUGACAGAUUCAAUCCAAGCUCCGUCGUUGCUCAGCAGUGUUUUGAGCCUCGAGACAUCUCCAUCCAUCUCCGCAUCCGUCAUUUCCAGUCAGAUUACGGCCUCAAAUCUGCUAAGCACCUUGACUUCGCCCAGUGUUGCUCCAGCGACGUCGACCGUUGCACCCAGUAGCACUUCAGUCCCGCGCGAAACCCAACCCCCGCCCAGCAAUACGCUGAGCCCCGAGGCUUCACCUAGCAGCAUGUCAUCGCCAAGCCGAACAGGAGCCUCGGCUCCCCUUGCAGUUACCACUUCUUCUUCUUCCAGGUUGGAAGCCGGAGUCCAACUAUCGGAUGAAAAAUCCAGCGCUCGAAUCCCUGUCAAGGAAUCCACUUCGACUCCCCCAACUUCUUCGCCGCAGACAACCCCUUUAAAAGCGACAGGAAUAUAUAUUAUAUCGGGAAGCUCAACGAUUAGUACUGUGGACCCGUUGUCGGUCAGCCGCCUCCUGGGGCCAUCCUUCACCCUCAGCACUUCUACUUCUCUGCAUACAAGUACGAUCAUCCGCACAUCGACGCGAACUACAGAGAUCACAAGCAUCGUGACAGCCCCUCCGUCCACCACGGCCUUCAAUACGACUUCACUGAGCUUCAUAACCACAUUCUCGACGACGACUAUGACUAUUACCCACUCGGGUUCGACGUUUUCCACUGUCGAGACCCUCACGACCGAGCUUCCAGUCACCCAAACUAUUGCGCCUUCAUUCACCGAGGGAACCUCGGUCGUGUCCACCUUUCUCACCGCAUCCACGAUCGUGAGGACGUCGUUUGGGACUGCAACCGGCUCAAUCGAGACCAGCGUGGGCACCGUCCCGGUCACAUCCACUGUCACCGCCACCUUUUCUACAACAUUGGUCGCUCCAGUUGUUACAGAAGUGCAGACCGUGAUCGUCCCCUAUUCCCAGACCCCAGAUCCGAAAACGGGGGCCCCAGUCAACGUCGUCGUGACUAUAACAGAGGGCGGAGAGGUCCACAACGUCGUGCAGACUUUCGCCCCCCAAACCAAGGUCAUCGAGGAGAAUGGCGGCGUCCGCACCCAGGUUUACACACCUCCCCCACAGACGGUGGUGACAAGCAUUGGCGGGACUCCAACAGCAAAUGUGAUGGUCUUUACACCGUCCGCGGUAGCUGGGAAAGUUUCGGUAAACGUUGUAUCAACAUUCGGCGGCCAGACCGUCACACUCGUCAAUACCCAGGGCCUCCAGACAAUCGUCACGUCCCAGGGAGGAGGUCUCGUGACGCUUGUUACCGCUCCGCCGCCGCAAACCCAAGUCCAGAUUAUCGGCGGCACGGUGACUACAAUAGGGGUUGUCUCAAUUCAGGCUGAUGGGCAGGCAACCUCAGCCAAUGUGGUAACCACCAUCGGUGGCACGCCGGUUACAGUCGUCAACAGUCAGGGGCCCCAGACGAUAGUGACGUCUAGCGGGGGGAGCCUGGUCACGCUGGUGACAACGCCUCCCCCAGAGACCGAAGUAACUGUGGUGGGUGGGACUUUGACGACAGUCGAGCUUGCUUCAGCGACUACAAGUUUCCAGCCCAUAUCCUACACCGUAACAACGGAUAUAGGGGGAACUCGAACCACCGAAGUGAUGGUCACCACACCAACAGCUAGUGACCUAAUAACCAUCACCCUCGACUCCUCCAUAGUCGGCGGCACUGUCACCACCGUAGUCCAGACCUUCGAGCCAUCGACCGUCGUCACGGAAAUAGCAGGAACUCUGACUACCAUCGUAUCGACACCUGCCCCUUCGACCAUGCUCUCGACGGCUCCGAAAUCAACAAUCACCCGGACGGCUACUUCCACUCCAAGCGACACCCCCACCGCCACGAUGAGCGGCGGCCCGACAUCAGUGACAUCGCUGAUCGUAACCGUCAAGGCCUACAACCUCACAGCAGGCGACUACUUCAUCGGGACCUUCCUCCCGACCUUCCUAGCAGUCAUGCUCGUCAUCCCCCUCCGCACAAUCGACCUCAACGCAAAGCUCUACCAGCCCUUCAACGCCCUCGCGUCCUCCCCGCGUGGCGCGCCCGGCCCCGAAUCCAUGACCCUACAGUACACCGGGCUAGCGGGCCUCCUCACCCCGCUCGCGACCCUCCUCCACGGCCGCCCCGUGCCCUUCAUCACGACCCUCGCCGUCGCCUGCGCGAGCCUCGCCGUGCCCCUCGCCGCCGAGGCCGUCGGCCUAAAGAUGCACGGCCACUGCCGCGAGGCCAGCGCCGAGCACUGCGCCGCCGCCCUGGGCGUCUCCCCCGCCGCCGCCACGGCCCUGGUCGCCGUGCUCGCCUGCGUCGCCCUCCUGAUGGUGGUGCUGGUCGUGCUCUUGCUGCGGUGGCCGACCGGCGUGGCGUCCAAUCCGUGGACUGUCGCGGGCAUGGCGGCGCUGGUUCGGAACCCGGAUGUCGCGGCGGGGUUGUUUCGGAGGCGCGAUGAUGCGGGGCUUCGUCGGGCGGUGGCGGAUAGGAGGUAUGGGAUUGGGUAUUUUGAGGGGCGUGAUGGAGGGGAGGAGUAUGGGAUUGUGCUGUUGGAUGAGUCGGGGCGGGGACUGGCUGCGGAGAGCGGGCGUGAUGAUGAUGAGGAGGAGGAGGUGGUGGUGGUGUGGCCACCCCAGACCGAGGGGGCGACGGCGGUGGCGGUUGGAAAGAAUGGCAGGGGAAGAAGGAGAAGGAGGGAAAAGGAGCUGCCGUUCAUGACGCUGCGGUAUCCCUGGCGGAUCGCGUUCCUGCUUUACAUCGUCGGCUUGUUGGUCUUGAUCCUUUAUUAUCACCUGACCCUCAGAAAUCUGAACUCCGAUUUCAACAGGUUCAUGUACAGCCACAGCUUCGGAGUCCGGUUCCUCUUUGCCAUUUUGGGCGUCAUCGUCACGUCCUGUUGGCAGGCAUUCUUCAUCGCCGUCACCACAAUGGCCCCCUACCAACUCCUAGCAACCCAUUCCGACUCUCCACCCCAGCAAGCCCUCCACCUCCCCCGCCCAACCAACCCCAUCUCCGCCAUCACAUCCUCAACCCUCCGUCUCCUCCGCCACCGCCACCACCGGCCCCAGCUCUUCCCCCUCGCGACAGCAACAGCGGCCCUCCUCGCCGAGUUCCUCCCCGCCCUCCUCUCCAACGUGCCCUACAGCCCCUCGCAGACGCUGCGCUCGCACGACGCCUGCGCCGCCCUCUCGGCCGCGACCCUCGUCUGCCUGGCGUGGUGCCUGGUCGCGUCGCUGCUGCCCCCCCGGGUCGGCGGCCAGAGGUGGCCGCGGAUGCCCGUCGAUCCGAGACUGAUGGAGAUGAUCUCGGAAAUCGUUGGGAUUAUUGUGUAAUUUUGUAUUGUUCUUUUUCCGAACUGGAAUUGGACCCCUUAUUCAGUGUCUAGACAGUCUGACGGUGGAAGUCCAUGUAUUAUAUACUCUCAGUACCUACCCG